Molecule: messenger RNA, 8507 nt
Organism: Dermacentor silvarum
Lineage: Eukaryota; Metazoa; Arthropoda; Arachnida; Ixodida; Ixodidae
Product: centrosome-associated protein 350-like
Exons: 29
Coding region: 237-7226 (2329 amino acids)
Biological process (GO): microtubule anchoring
Cellular component (GO): centrosome
Molecular function (GO): microtubule binding
Source: RefSeq, a predicted model, not a curated record
UACCCCGCUGUUAUUUGACAUCUGAUGCGACAUGCAUAUGCGGGGCGGGCGGUUGUCAAAUGCCCAAUUCUGCGCGUCCGAAGAGCGGUAGCAGCACCUGAAGUCUUCUUGACUCUUGAGGUCGCUUUCAGUGAUUAUGCCUUUGAAUUGGCAGUAGUACUGAUGCAGAAGCUUAAGUACUGAUGACCUGCGAGUUGCUGAUUGGGAGGUGGGGGAUAUUUGCUUAACUUGGUGACAUGAAUGCUGAUCAGAAAGGAGCUUGGCUGGAGCUGAAGGAGCUUCAUUCCUCCCUGAAUGACUUGAAGGACAAGCUAAACAGAACUGGCCAGAAGCUUUCAGCUGCUUCUACUUCCGGUCCGAUUGAGUUCAACUUUACUGCCCAGCCAAGUUGGGCCACAUCCCUUAUCAAUUUGGUACACUCUUCUAGGACUGCGGCUACUUCUGCUUCAUCUCUGGUCAGCCCAAAGAAAUGUAGGCCAAUUGCUCAAAGCCCAGGAAGCAGUGCUAUAAAUGGUCCGUCAUCACCACAAGCCCAGUCAACAGAGGAAAGCCAUGUUUCAUUGCAGCCAUCGUCGAUAAAAAAUGACGCAUUUCUGCACCAUGAUGAAUUGGACUUCAAGCGCUCGCUUCGACAGUCCAGCAUUCGAAGCAGCUUUGUGCCCUCAGCGGCUGCCAUUACGACUGCUGCCAAUGUUACAUUCACUGUAGGUGGCAUUGUAACGAAGCACAACGCAAGCAAUAGUGGGCUCCAUGUAAGGAAAGCACAUUAUAUUAAUAAUGAAGCUGGUAGACCGCUGAAACAGGGGCCACAGAAUUCUGGCAGCAAGGCUUUAUCAGGUAGCAGCAGGAAACUCCGCAGGUUGGUCGAAAAGCAGAAGAAUGUGGCGGAGCAUCGACAUAGAAAAGCCAAAUCGCCGCAACAUCAGGCGGAUCGCAAUGGAAACCACGUUGAUGUCCAUGCAUCUCAAGUUGCUGCACGAAGACAGUCAACGAAGCUUGUGGACGCUUCCACCUGCUGUAGACCCAGUAGCACCACUAUUGCCACUAACACCUCAACGACUAUGGCUGUUGGAUUUUCUGAGCCAUCUGAAAAACAGCGUUUGGAAGAUGAAAAUACCUUGUGGAGAAAUGGGGGUUUCUCAGAAGUGUUUGAAAACGUAAGUUGGUGCUCGCAAGAUUGUGUGGAGGAGUAUCUCGAAUAUCUGAAGAAGAGGAAAACUGUGGCACAUGAUGCAAAGGAACCCUUGCCAUGCACUGCUUCAACAUUGCUAGAGAAUGAACCUUACAGGCAUGAAAACCUUCCUGAAGAUGAGCAUAUCAGUUUGGCUUCGACUGGAGUUUUCAUUGACCCUGUCUGGAAACGAAAAUUUGCCUCUCUACCUCAACCAAAGGAAUAUAAAGGGUUUUCUCUCCAAGCUGAUGCAUCCACACGAAAGAAAGUCCGACAGCUUUCAAGCAAAAUGCACAAGCCAGAAGGUACUGCUGAGCUACCGUUCGCAGCCGUUGAAAGAAAUAAGCCAGAUGCUCAAUCCACAGGAGCAAUUCAGCAUGGAUGUCAUGAGACUGAGGAAAAGACCAGUGCUGAGGCCCAUCCUGUGAAACCAUCAGUAAUCACACCGACCAGUUGGAAGAAGGGCAGGAAUUUAGCCUUGAGGAUACAUGGCCCCUACCCACCUGCUUCAUCGGUGAAAACAGCAACAGUUUCAGAAACGCACUCUGGGAAUGGCACUACCAAAACCCAUGCUCGAGUGGAACAACUUCGCACUACAGGAGCUUAUGAUGAGAAGUACGUUGUGCCUAUCGAAGACAGGAUUUUAGCUCUAAGGAACUUGAAGAAAAGUCGGAGUGUUAAAAGAAAAGCACACCACCAUAUGGAACCUGAAGGGAAUUCACCUGCACCAGCCACUAAAGUACGGCACUAUGAUGCGCCUGCAGUUCGUGAGUUCAUCAUGAAACAGAAGUUGGGUCGAAAACAGGAGAAGCAUAAGGCUGAACAAAGCACAGUGGACGCCGCUCGAACAAGAGAGUUACGCUUGGAGAAGCUGUAUGCUUUUCAGCGGAAGACUGCAUGUGACAGUGCUCGCAUUGGCCGGUGUAAAAUGAGUCGCCAGCAGGAAGAUGAAAAGGUUGUCCAUGAGUUUGUCAGACAUUUGAAGUCUACGCAAGAUGUGGCUGACUUUGACCAGGUGGAUAAUUCCCCUCAAAGCUUAGCUCCUGGUAGUAAUGUUGGAGUUGCUGACAGUGGUCAUGAUUCCUGCCAACCGCAUAUGCAGUUGCAAAGAGAUCAGGAGGUUCAGGUUGUAAAAGCGAGCACCGACACUGCUUUGGUUUGUCAUGGUGGCAAAGACAAGUGCCCGUUGAGGCACUCGGCCGACCACUCAAAUCUUUCAUCGAACCAAUCGCAGCACGAUGAAAAUGAUGUCUUGAUGAAACCGCUGGAGGGUCAGCUAGCUACUGCACAUUAUGAUUUUGGAACAUCAAGUCUUGUUUAUUGUGAGAAACAGGGGCUACAGAAACAAGAAUUUCAGUACAAACCAACGGAGCAGGUUCUCCGCCUUGAACAAAUUACUACGGGAAUUAAUGAGACACUGGAUGACCAGUUGCACUUGUUGAGCUGUAACACCACCUUUCAAGGGCCAGAAUAUGGUGAACACCAUGCUUCUGGAAUCACUGAGAGGCUUCAAACAAUGUUAUCUGAAGUACAUGAAACUUCUUGUGGUCCAACUCAAGCACCUGAUUCUGUUGGUCAGAGCAUGCCAUUGGAAGAGACUUCAGAUAAAGCACCAAGCACCCCUGUGCUCGCCCGAGUGCAGAAUGAAGCUGCAAGGAAGAUACAAAAUUUCUUUCGCAAGCAUCUGGUUCAGAAUUGCAAAGGAAUGCUUGAAAAAUAUGACCACAAAUAUGAAAAACAUGGGAUGAAUGCACUGAGCUGCAUUUUUGAAGAGUCUGCACAACCACAGAGGGAGUCUAGUCCAAGAGGUAGCACUACCAGCACAGAGCUGUCGGCACCUGAUGAAGAGUCUUCACACCAUCUCAUGCCCGAUCCAAAUACCAUCGCCAGAGCCUGGAAAAAUAAAUUUGCAAAAGCAUUUCUUACCAGCACACGACUAGGAGAUGAGCUUUCCCUGCCAAGUAUCAACCUAAGUACAGUGGCCACUUCAGGUGCUCUCACUCCAGGAAAAGUGUUGGCUCACCAGACUCAGUCAGAGGACUUACAAGAGAAGGUGCAAACAUCUAGAGGCACAUCAGCAGAGGACCUGAAUUCUUUACUUGAGAAGGAGACUGCUCAACACAGCAGCAUUGCCGCAAGCCACACAUCUGUCACAAAGUCGUUUUUGAAAUCUGAAGCUGCCACUGAAAAGAAACCAGCAAGCACAGAAACAGACUCCCGACCAUCUACGAGAUCACUCUUGAACCCCAAGAAAGCUUUCAAAAAGGCUUCUAGGCAAAAUCUUGAGCAACAACAGCCUAGUGAAAAUACAGAGACUUCACUGGUGUCUGUGAUUGGCUCUAAGAUAGCCAGCAGGCAUCUGAGGGGUUAUGAGAGGCCUGAACCAAAGCAAGCAAGUUUGAACAAUGACAAAGCCUGGGUCUUACUUGAGGCUCAAGCAAAAGCCCUUCAAGCGUCAGCAGAAACAGCACGGCACUUGGCGCAAGUUCGGGCCCCAUCUUUGCUGGAGCUUCAUGGAGAAAACAUGGUGCAGCGGCUUACAGCCAGUACUGUUGCAGCUGCAUCUGCAUUGGCAGCUGCCUUGGCCAGCCAGAGACCUGACUGGCAGGUGUCGAUUGCAAGUGACAAAAGUGCUCACCGGAGGACGCGGGCAUCAUCGUCCUCGUCCACAGCAUCACAACCCACAGAUGCUGGCUUUGAAUCCAUUGACAAAACAUCUUCACAGAGUUCAGCUGAGGAGAGUGGUUCGCCACCAACUGAAGACAAUAGCAAGAAAGUUCAGGAGGCCCAAGCCAAGUCUCAGCAAGAUGAUGAUAAUGUUGGUGUGGGUGGAUCAGAGAGAAGUGCUUCUUCAGCUUCUAUAUCUGAGGAGCUGGACACAUUGGGACUAAGUGGUGAGGAUUCAAGUCAGAACAACAAGAUAUCAAACACAUCAAAGAAACGGCAGCCAAAAAACGUGGUCCCCCUCUCUCUAGACAGCAGUGCCACUGAGGACUCUGCCGGUGCCUCCAAUCCACAACAGGCAUGGAGCCAGAGCUCCCUGAGUGAAACAGUCCUGCUGGAUCGGGAUUUGUGCAGUUAUGGCUCAUUGAUGGAGCACCCACUCGGUGGAAAGUCAUCCAGUAAAGAAGAGAUCGAGGGAGGGGGUCAGCCACCUCUGGCACUGCUGCGCCUUCAGGAGCGCGACCUUAUUGAGCGUGCACGAGCAGAGCUCACUUGGAUUGAGGUUCUCAAAAGAAACUGUCGGGAAAAAGGCUCUGAAGAAAAGCUGCCAGCACUGCGCAAGAGGCAACGAGGUAUUCUGAUCAGGCUGCACCAGAAACGGAUAGAACUGAAAGCUCUUCAGAGCCGCUGUCUUACACAGAGUCGUGGAGCUACUAGUCAUGCUUCAGUAUCAACUGAGACUUCUGUUCCAAUGUACAAUGCUUCUGGAGUUCCUGAUGGUUCUGCCAGUGGCAUGCACUCAAGUGGCAUUAGCGAAGACGAAAUUCUUCCUCAGGAAUUCAACCUGCCACAGUUGCAUAGUGUCUGUGGAAUUCUGAUACUUGUGGCACUACAAAGCAAGGAAUCUAAAUCAUGCACUGAGUCAGCAGUGGAAGUGUUGACUGGAUCUUCAAAAGUAUCUGCAUCUGAAAUUGGUACAGAGGAAGAGCAAUCCAAUGAAGCCUCUUCAUUUGUAUCAUCUGGAGCCGAGGAGUUGACUCCCAAAUUAGCUACUCCAUCUGUUACUGAUAAGUCAGACCCAAGGACAUCGGCGUCAUCUGCUAGUUCUGAAAUUGUGGAAGAGCUAAGCAGUAAGGAAGUUUCUGUAUCUGCUUCUAAAAGGGGCACUGAACAGCCUGAAGCAACAUCUUCAUAUGCUAGUUCCAAAGCUGCUGAAGAACCAUCUUCCAUUUCUGACAUUCAGCCAGAUGCUGAAGACCCUUCGUCCAUUAGUGCAAGAGCCACUAAUGAACCAUUGGCCCAGGAUAACACUUCGGUUCCUGGCAGGACUUCUGAGCCUGAUAUUGACGCAGGCGAUGAUUCUGUGGAGAGCAGUACUGAUCGAACAUUUCAGGCUCAACGUGCCACUGACAAAGACAAGAUUUUGUUGAGUGACGAUGACGUCAGUGAACACGUCAGUGCAACAGCAUCAGAAAGUCUUUUAUAUGAAGGAGGUGCCGGAAAUAAGGUAAAUUCGACUGAACAGCCUGCGAAAGAGGCUAAUUUACCUGCCAUGGACAAGUCUGAGUUCGAGAAUGACACAACUUCUGAGGCAAUACUUCCUUCUCUUGGCGACACUGAAACAUCUUUGAGCCACGAAGUCAAAGACCUUGUAAAACAGAGCCCAGAUGAGCAGCCUUGUGAUAAAGUGGCACAAGCAUUUGAAAAACAUCCUUGUGAAAAAUCAUUAAGUCAUGCUGAAAACCUGAGUGAGGUAGGUGUGCUUAAAGAGGCUUCAAGUCCUGCUAGCAGCAAGACAGUUGACGCUCCAGCGAGUCUGUCUAGCUUGGAGGAUGAGUCAACAGUCACAGAGGAGGUAGCUGAGUACACAGAAGAGAUUGUGCACAGUAUAGUCAUAGAUUCAAGCCUGUCUCACGAAGAAGCAAUUGAAGAAGGUAAAGUUGAUAAGGUAGUCAAUAGUAUUCUUUGUUAUCUUCUAGAGGAUACCAUUAAAGCCCUCGUAGACAAAAAGGACUCUUCUAUACCAUUUGCUGAAGAAUCUGUGACAGUGAAAGCAGCUUUUUCUAAUGAAAUUGCCAAAAAAAUGCAUGGUGAAUGUACGCUCAUACUAGAUGUACCUGCUAGUCGUGAAUAUUUCACUGCAUCAUUAAAUGAAGAGGUGCUGUCGGCCACAGAGAGGAGCACAGAUGACCUCUAUGUUCAGGUCACCAGGAGAGAAACAUUGGCUGGUGCUGCUGAAGUCAAGAUCACAGAAACAUCCGAGCAACUUGACUGCUCUCUGCAGGCUGAUCAGCCUUGGGCUACUGAUGUUAUCAAUGCCAUUGCUGAGGAGCUGGUUUCUGAUGCAAUAGAUUCUGUAGUAGGUGUUGCAAAAGAGAAGGGACUGCUCACGGCCAUGUCUGUUGAAAGUGACAGUCACAAGUCUAAUGUAAGCCAGAAGGUGAGUGCGAUCCUUGCGACCAUUGAAGAAACAAGGAACAGUCGCGAGUACCAGAGGCCACAAGACCUGAUGGUACUCUCAACGGAUCUUGACGAUGAGGAGUUUUCCUGGAAGGAUGCUUCAAGAACUCCAGUUUUGACAUUGAGUGAGGAUGCACCUGCAGAGAUGGGUCCAAAGGAGCUCUGUUCACGAGCCGUGCAGGCUGAAGACUGCUUUUUAUCAACAACCUCAGAGCACGACUGGUUUGAUGAUGACUUCGGCUUAGGGCGCUCUGGUGACAAUGCUUUGGCCUACCAACGACGUAUUCCAAACAAGCCACCACCUCCUUACAGUCCCCCCAAGAGUGGCUUUAUGUCAAGGCUGUUUUCUGAGGCUGUUUGGAAAGUGCCUAACAUGGAGGCUGAACUACUUGCCUUGGUACAAAAGGCAGCCGCCUCUAUUUAUACAACAGCUGUGCAAGGAAAAGGUCUUGCCAACUUGACCUUUAGCUCUGAGUGUGUCAGUGAAAAGGCUGGUGCAUCGGGGAUUGAUAGAGACAGCUACCGAGCCUACUGUGAAUUCCUAUUUGAUCUUGUAAAGGAGACAGCACAAGAAAUUUUCUGCACUGAAGCCACAGAUACUUCUCCACCAUCCUGGCAGCGAAAUGUGCGCCUUAGGAGGAAGCAACCUUUACCUGCUACACUUGAGUCUUUUGUCUCUAUUGUGGAAAGCAAGGUGAUGUCAGUGCCAGGACUUCAUGAAAAUUCUGAACUUGCAUUCCGCAACUUCGAUGAUCAAGGACUAAAUUUUGUGGACAUUCUUCUUUCUUCUGAAGCCCGAGGAGAAGAGCCUGAGUGGGUAGACUACAGCCGUGAGGAAGUCAUUGUCAAAGACCAAGUGGCCAAUGCGAUUUUUCACCUGUUGGUGGAUGACACCCUUGAAACUCUGAAGUCCCUUUGGCAGCUCAGAUGACAGAUAGUAUAGUCCACGUUUCUGUUUAGUUUUUUGUCGCAGCAUGCUCAGUGAUUGCAGUGAACAUUCUUGUGUAGAAGGCUAGUUUGUGGGAAGCAUUUACUGCUUGAUUAUAGACAUCCAGCACAUACCAGACUGAUGCGUGGUAGCAGAUGUUGCUGGUCAGAAAAUCGUGUUUUCAGAUUUGAGAGCAAUUUACGCAAAAUGAGAUCACUUUUAACUAGACCUGGGUCAAUAUCACAUUUUUGAAUACGAAUUGAAUACAAAUAGGAAGUAUCGAAUAUUGAAUCAAAUGGGGCUGAAUAUUGAAUAGUCUAAUGCAGAUAUAUUUGCAGCAGGAAUAUUUAUUUUGGUAUAAUUAGGUUCCUAGUCUCUACUGGCUAGUGCAAAAAAAGAGCUAACAAUCAGGUACAAAGGAUCAGUUUUAAACACAGUUACUAAUUGUCAUUAACAAACUGCACGAAUAGCCUCUCAACCAUAUUAGAGAAGGCUGCUGUAUGACUAGCUUUCCAUAAACGCUAAAUAAAUGGUUGCCGAAAAAAGAUCAGAGCUUGUGGAAAAAGAAAAAAGUGCUGCUGAGGGACUUUUGUGUCGUAGACACAUGAUGUUUUCCAUGCCUGUUGCAAGGAAUACAUGACAGGUUGUAGCGUAAAAGAUAAAACUGCUGCAUGACUAGAUUGCCAAAAACGUUAAAUGACAAACAAGUAAAAAUCACAGGUUCGUGUAAAACCAAUUGUUCCACGUGAUUAGGAAACAGGCGCACUCCCUGCUCAAAGGAACAACUCUUCCAGCUCCCCAGCCACACAGAGAGCACUUCACUGUUGAUCAGGCUUCUGCCAUGAAACCGAAAACAAAGCUUGCAUUACCCAUUUUGUUUCUGGGUUGCUUCGAGAACUUUUGUCAUUGCCUCACUUCUGAUAGUUUCUAAUACUUUGUUUAGUAGAUGGAGAACAGUUAUCAGACUUUCACAUUCGAUUGUUGCAAAAUAUUAGGUUAUUUUCAAAUAUUCGUAAAUACCAAAUAGUUUUUUUUUUUUUUCAAAUAGGAAUAGUUGGUGUUCAGUAUUCAAUUCAUAUUUGAAACUUUGAAUAUUUGCCCACCCUUACUUUUAACAAGUGUGCUAUUUUCAACUGUGGGACUGCUCAGGCAGACAGAGCGAGAAGUAGUAGCAGAUUUUGCCGCAAGUUGAUCUUGUUCUCAUUCUCAUGAAUUGUCAUUUGUGAAAGCUUGCAAAAUAAAUGGCAUUUUUCGUUUUUCAGAAAUUUCAUCGUGAGCCUGUGU